UUUCUUUCUCUACGAUCGAUUUCUAGAUUUUCUCUUCCGCCAUUGCCAAGCUCCUGCGCACUCCCCUCCAUUCAAUCCGCUCUCACAUCAUCUCUAUCAGUUCCUCGAUUUCUCUCCUCUUUCGUUGAAUCCGUUUUUGUCGCUGUUCAAGUGCAGCAAAAAAGAAGCCACUUCAAAUGAACAAGUAUGGCUUGAACCUUAGGCCUGCAAAGCCGAAGAAGCAACCACCGAGGCCGUCCAUUGCCCUCGGCUUUAAUGAAGAUGAUGAUAAUGACGUUGAAAAAGAAAUUGCUAUCCAGGCCAGCAAGAGUAAAAGUCUCAAGGAAGUUGAGGAGCAGCAAAGAAAAGCCUUGGAAGAAGAUCCGACCAUAUUUGAUUAUGACGGAGUCUAUGAUAAAAUGAAAGAGAAAGUUGCUCGUCCAUUGAUACAAGAUCGCGAAGAGAGAAAGCCAAAAUAUAUCCAAAACCUGAUUCAGAAAGCAAAAGAGCGAGAGCAGUAUCGCGAGAUUGUAUAUGAGAAAAAGAUUGCCAAGGAGAGAAGCAAAGACGAUCACCUCUUUGCCGACAAAGACAAAUAUGUAACAGAAGCAUAUAGAAGAAAGCUGGCUGAACGAGAGAAACAGAUGGAACUAGAACGUAUACGCGAACUUCAAGAGGAAAGAGAGGAUGUUACGAAGAAGAAGGACUUUUUGCUUGAUUUUUAUACAAACCUUGAUAAAAAUGUUGCUUUUGGUGCAAAAGAUGCUCAGGGGAGAAAACGUGACAAUCGGGCCGAGAAUAGAGUUCUAGAGAAACGAGAGGGAAUGAGCCCUGAUGCAUCAAAUCAGCACCAGGAUGGUAAUACAGAUGAAGAGCAACAUUCGUUGGCUAAGACAAGUUCACCAGAAGAGUCUCCAGGGAAAAAGAUCGGUGAUCAGGGUGAAACUUCAAAUCUUUCUAAUAUAAGUGCCAGUCCCUUGGCUAUGAGGCCAAAUCCCGAUGCUUCUGCAGAGGAAAAGAGUCCAGUUGAGCAGCCACCAGCUUCACAACCAAAUCCUGAGCAUCACAAAAGAAGUCAAGAUGCUGUGGCUGCAGCAAAAGAACGUUUUCUGGCACGUAAGCGAGCAAAGCAACAGUGAACGAUUUCCAGCUUUUGCUUAAAGAUGUCUGGGGACACAUACUGGUCUUUUUAGUAUUUGGUGUUUGAUUUAAUACCCAUAAUGUUGUGUCACCUUUAAUGCUAAAGAAUUUAGGAGUCAUAGAAUGAACUGGUUCCUCGGUGGCAGUGUACAAUAUUUUGCCAAUUACAUGGAAUCUAUGUUUGGUGCUAUAUAUACCCCUUUUUUUAUUUAACCCCUAAGAUUUUUUUUAGGAAUCCUUUGUUAUUUUAACAUUAACAUCAUUGUUUUAGCACUCACUAUUAUACUUAUGGUCCGCUAUCUCCUCACCAUGAAAUUCCUC
Medicago truncatula (barrel medic) is the source of this 1440-nucleotide messenger RNA. Its product is annotated as nuclear speckle splicing regulatory protein 1. The record is from RefSeq and is a predicted model, not a curated record. Bases 177 to 1118 code for a protein of 313 amino acids. Lineage: Eukaryota; Viridiplantae; Streptophyta; Magnoliopsida; Fabales; Fabaceae. Gene Ontology annotation, biological process: regulation of alternative mRNA splicing, via spliceosome. The transcript is spliced from 5 exons.